AUGGCGGCGGGCGGAGCUGGGACGGCGAUGGCGGGCGGCCAGGCUCGGCCAGUGCGGUCUCGAUCGCUGUUCCUGUGGGAUGACGGGCGUCCUAUGCGAUUCUACCUGCGGCCCGGCCUGGCCAAGCUGCGCCUGGCGCCCCUAGUGCUGGCGGGCGGCGGGCGGCUGUGCCGCGUGCAGGAGCCGGGGGCCGUGCUCCUGGCGCAGCUCGGCGAAGCGGCUCCCGAUGGCGCCGUCUCAACCGAGUACGUGACGGAGUGCGUGGAGCGCAACCAGCGGCUGCCGCUGGAGCCCUUCCUGCUGGCCCCCCGCGGCCGCCUGGCCUUCACAGAGGAAGAGGAUGCUGCGCUGCUCCGGGCGGUGCGCGGCCAGGGCACGGUGCGGGUGAGCGGCCGUGCUCUGUGGGUAGAGCUGGAGCGGAGCGGCCUGACGCGGCACAGCUGGCAUGCCAUGCGUGAUCGCUACCUCCGGCACCUGCGGCCGCGGCUCUGGGAGCCCCCGCCGACGGAGGAUCCCACGCAGAUCAAGGGUCUGUUCGCGGCAGCUAAUCGGGAGUUCGAAAGCACGGAGUCAGAAAGUGACUCUUCAGAUGUUGCAGAACUUUCUACACAAGAUGGAGUGGGAAGAUCCCCAGGAGAAACAGCAUCUGAUCUGAAAACUGGGCCAGAGGUCUCUGCUUUCCCUGACAUUCAGUUACAAAGGCAAGAAAGACCAAAACACACUUGUUCUUCUUCCAGUGUGGUGGGACAGGUCGUAAAAACUAUGGAGCACUUCAUGGAGAAGUUUGCUGUGGACCUCUUCACUGUUACACAGGCCUUUCUGAAAAACAGCGGUGAUGUGGAGGCUACUUCAUACUUUCUGCAGACAGGGCAGCGCUCAGAUGGGUACCCUGUAUGGAGCAGAGAGGAUGAUUUAGAAUUGCAAAAGGAGGAUGAACGUGUCAGAAAUAAAUUGAUAGCCAAAUUUGGAGCUGAAAAUGUAGAUAAGCGGAUAGCGUUUAGAGAGCAUUAACAAGAGGACAUUACUGAUCUAGUACAGUUGCAUGAAUCUAAUAGUCAUUUCAGAAACACAAUGGAAAAUUUGGUCAAAGUUCUGAAGUUUCAGAAAUGCUUUAAAGUAUUUUUUUCAUAUUAAAAGGCAUAUUUUGCAUCUUUACAGAUCUAAGAGAUGCAGCUGCUUUAAUCCAAACAAAGUAGCACUUGUACCAGGCCGUAUAUUCUAGUUGGGAAAAGUACACCACCUCUCAGGGCUAUAAGUAAUAGUUGAAGUAGGAAAUGAAAGUUAGGAGACAAUGAUCAGAGGUUAUGUAUCUCUCACCAAAGUUGUGUUUGACAAAGAACACCAUUGCUAGGAUACAGUCAUGAUCUGAAAAACUCAGUACUUCUAGCGUGAAAUUGUGCUCUGGUCCCUUAUUUUGGUAUUAUUUAAACUGAGUCCUAAAAAUCUGGAAUUAAUUAUUUUUCUGAAAUAAAAUAGGCUGGUAAAGGCGAAGAUUUUUUUUUUUUUAAACCUCUCUAAAGAGUUAACAUUUUGGGGUUUUAGCAUAUUGCACUGUGGCACUCAGAAAAUGAAGGUGAAUUGGGAAAUGGCUGAUAUUAAGCCAAAUUAAAAUUAUACUGAAAAUAAAAACUAUAUAAUGAGACUGCUGUUUCAGGAAACCACUGCAACACCUACUGAUUAUUUGAGGAGUUAAUCAAUAUAGCCAAAUAAAUGCUGAAACAGCACUAUGCAGUGUUUCACUGGACUGAAAAAGUGAGAAUUAUUUGACAUAGUCAUGCUAUUCAGACUUUGAACAGUUUUUUGAGAUUCGUGUGGAAGCCAGACAAGCACUUAAUGAGAGAGUGGACAACAACAUAGUAAAUAAAGUAAUAAUUUAUUUUUUUAAAAUUAGAAAUGUUGCCAGCUUCGUUUGAUAUCCAAGAUUGCUGAUGACCAGGUUCAGAAUAGCAGACCUGUCACCUCUCGCAGCUGAAAACUCCCCUUCUAGCUUGGGCUGUGUACACAUCUCAGCAGCACCAUAGUGUUGCAAUGGUCUUGUUUAGCAAAACUGCUCUAGAAUUCAAAGUGAGGUAGAACAUAUUAAAUAACUGCAAUAUGAAAUUGUCAGAUUUGCUCUUAUCUUUCUCUAAUUCUAAGUGACAUUUGAAGAGUGAGUUUGUCUUACUGAGGCAGUUAGUCUGAGGUGCAGUGAAAACUUCUGAGUCCACAUACCGUGUUUUUGCCUUUGUAGAGCCAUAUGGACACAUUGUCUAGUGCUGAGAAUCUUUCCAUGUGUGCUUUGUGCACUCUGUAGAUGUAGGAACUAAGACAUAAAGACCACAGUUUACUCAAGGUUGCCCUCUUUCAUCUGUUAUGAACUCCUGAAAGGCACUGCUUAUCCACAAAUUCACUUGCUUGUGCAUGCAUGUACGUCUAGGUCUCCUUUACCAGGUUAAAACCUGGAGGACCCAGAGAUGACACCAUAUUGUAUGGUUCUACUAUUGGUUCUGUCUGUUCCCAUGAUAAAAAUCCUCAUUUUCUGUGCUUUGUCUUACCUACAACACAGUUAUGCUCCUUUCAACAUGCUAGAGACAGUUUGGUUUUCCAUAUUCAUAUCAGGUUUCUGCACUGUCACAAAAGGUCAGGAAGGUUCUUUUUGUAGCCAAAGAAGUUUCUUUCUAGUAUUGCCUGGAGCAGCAAUAUUUAUAUACCUGGAAAAGUGAGCAAAGUGGAAAUGCACAUACAAGAACUUUGAGUUAAAGACAAUUCUACAGCCAGAAAUUCUGGGUCUGCAAACUAUCAUCUAGAAUUUGGGUAUUUCCUAUUUGCUUCCUUUCAGAGUUAGCCAGCAUUCAUCAAAAUCAAUUGAUUUCUGUGCUUUCAUGACAAGAGUUACCAGUGAAAAACUGAUUGUACGCACCAGUUUGAAGAGCAACAGACAGGAAUACUACAGACUCAGUUUCUAAAUUUCCUUUUGACUUCUCCAUCUUAACAUUUACAUCUUACAUUUUAUACAUUGGUAUAAAAACAGAGUUUGCUCUUCUAAACUUAUGCAACAUAAACUUAAUGUUUGCUUCUAAACAGACUUCUGUGGUCUUUGCACAUUCCAAAGGAUGUAGCCAUAGUUUUACAUGUCAUCGUCAACAUCUUGAC
Cinclus cinclus is the source of this 3132-nucleotide messenger RNA. It is a transcript of the gene TERF2IP, whose product is annotated as TERF2 interacting protein. Gene Ontology annotation, cellular component: shelterin complex. Gene Ontology annotation, biological process: regulation of DNA-templated transcription; telomere maintenance via telomere lengthening. The transcript has 3 exons. Lineage: Eukaryota; Metazoa; Chordata; Aves; Passeriformes; Cinclidae. The record is from RefSeq and is a predicted model, not a curated record. Gene Ontology annotation, molecular function: telomeric repeat DNA binding. Bases 1 to 1011 code for a protein of 336 amino acids.